Yamadazyma jaroonii is the source of this 1395-nucleotide messenger RNA. The record is from the annotation of a GenBank genome assembly. NCBI's taxonomy places the organism in Eukaryota, Fungi, Ascomycota, Pichiomycetes, Serinales, Debaryomycetaceae.
AUGUCAAAAGAUACUGGUAACAGAUUAUGGGGUGGUAGAUUCACUGGAGCCUCUGAUCCUUUAAUGGAUUUAUAUAAUGCAUCAUUACCUUAUGAUCAAAAAAUGUAUAAAGCUGAUUUGUUCGGUACAAAAAUUUAUACUGCCGGAUUAAAUAAAUUGGGUUUAAUCAAUGAUGAAGAAUUAAAAGAAAUCCACAGAGGUUUGUUGGUAAUUGAAGAAGAAUGGGAACAAAAUAAAUUCGAAGAAAAACCUGGUGAUGAAGAUAUUCAUACUGCUAAUGAAAGAAGAUUAGGAGAAAUUAUUGGGAAACAUAUUGCUGGUAAAGUUCAUACUGGUAGAUCAAGAAAUGAUCAAGUUGCUUGUGAUAUGAGAAUCUAUGUCAGGGAAAAUUUGAGUGAAUUGAGUAAAAUCUUAGCUCAAUUCAUCGAUACUAUAAUUAAAAGAUCAAAGGAAGAAAUUGAUGUUUUAAUGCCAGGUUAUACUCAUAUGCAAAGAGCUCAACCAAUUAGAUGGUCUCAUUUAUUAUCAAGUUAUGCUACAUAUUUUGUUGAAGAUUAUAAGAGAUUACAACAAAUCAUUUCUAGAGUUAAUUCAUCACCAUUAGGUGUUGGUGCAUUAGCAGGACAUCCUUAUGGAAUUGAUAGAGAAUUUUUAGCUACAGAAUUAGGAUUUGAAUCAAUAAUUGGUAAUUCUUUAACUGCUGUUAGUGAUAGAGAUUUUGUAAUUGAAGUAUUAUUUUGGUCAACCUUAUUUAUGAAUCAUAUUUCAAGAUUUGCUGAAGAUUUUAUCAUUUAUUCAACAGCUGAAUUCGGAUUUCUCAAAUUGUCUGAUGCUUAUUCAACUGGUUCAUCAUUAAUGCCACAAAAGAAAAAUCCUGAUUCAUUAGAAUUGUUAAGAGGUAAGAGUGGUAGAGUUUUCGGUGGAUUAGCUGGUUUCUUAAUGGCUUAUAAAUCUGUACCAUCAUCUUAUGACAAAGAUUUACAAGAAGAUAAAGAACCAUUAUUCGAUGCUUUGACUACUGUUGAACAUUCAAUCUUAAUUGCUACUGGUAUUAUCUCCACUAUGGAAAUAAAUAAAGAAAAAAUGGAAGGUGCUUUGACUAUGGAUAUGUUAGCUACUGAUUUAGCUGAUUAUUUAGUUAGAAAAGGUGUCCCAUUCAGAGAAACUCAUCAUAUUUCAGGUGAAUGUGUUAGAUUAGCUGAAGAAUUAAAAUUAUCCGGUAUUGAUCAAUUAACAAUGGAACAAUUUACAUCAAUCGAUGAAAGAUUUGGUGAUGAUGUUAAGGAUGUCUUCAGUUUUGAAGUAAGUGUUGAAAGAAGAACAGCUAUUGGUGGUACUGCCAAAUCAGCUGUCCUCAAACAAUUAGAAGCUUUACAAUCCGAAAUUAGUAAAUAG